GGAGCUGGGAACUAGAUGAUACACUGAUGUUCUUUCAUUGCAGGCUUCUCACUGGGGUUCUCCCAGCUAAGGAGUCUUUAGGCUGAUUGCUAGUAUUUAAAAGACAACCAUUUAUGUAAUUUAUAUCACAGUAGUGUCUUCUGUGGUAAGAAAAGCCAUUUAGAGGCUUUCAGAUGUAAUGAUAUGUGCCAUAUUAAAUAAUAACUGCAUUGUGUAUACAUAUUUGCUUCAGUAUAAUAGAAUCAUAGGAUGGUAUGGGUUGGAAGGAACCUUAAAUAUCAUCCAGUUACUACCCACUUGAUCAGGCUGUCCAGGGCACCAUCCGACCUGGCCUUGAAUACCUCCAAGUGGAGCAUCCACAGCUUCUCUGGCAGCCUGUUCCAGUGCUUCACCACCCUUCUGAGUAAAGAAUGUCCUCCUAAUAUCUAAUAUUCCUCUUUUAGUUUAAAACCAUUCCCCCUUGUCCUAUCUCUAUCAGACUGUGUGAAAAGUCAGUCUCUCUCCUCUGUUUAUAAGCUCCCAUUAAGUACUGAAAGGUCUUCCCAGGACCUUCUUUUCUCCAGGUUGAAAAAGCCCAACAGUCUCAACCUUUCUUUAUAGGAGAGGACCUCCAAUCAUCUGUGUGGCCCUCCUCUGGAACAACUCUAAUGGCUCUACAUCUUUCUUGUGCUGGGGGCCUCAGAACUGAACACAGUACUCCAGGUGGGGCCUCAUGAGGGCAGAGCAGAGGGGGACAAUCACCUCCCUGUCCAUGUUUUCCAUUCUUCUUCUGAUGUAGGCCAGAAUACAGUACGCCUUCUGGGCUGCAAAUGCACGCUGCUGGCUCUCAUCAAGUUUUUCUUGUCCUCCUCAGCAGGGCUGAACCCAAUGGGUUCUUCUCUCAGUCUUUACUCAUGAUUGGAAUUGCCCUGGCUGUGGUGUAGCUUAUUGCACUUAGCCUUGUUGAGCCUUGUUAGGUUUGUGUGGGCACGCUUUUCAGGCCUGUUGAAGUCCCUUUGGAUGGCUUCCCUUCCUUCUGUCGUAUCAACUGCACCCCUCAGCUUGGUGCCCUCUGCAAACUUGCUAAGGGUAUGCUCAAUCCCACUGUCUGUGUCAUUGAUAAAGACAUUGAAGAACGCUGGUCUGAAGAUAGACCUCUGGGGGGGGCGCCAUUCGUGGCCGGGCUCCACUUAGGCACAGAGCUGUGGACCACAAUCCUCCAGCUGUGACUAUCCAGCCAAUUCUUUCUUUAGCCCCUGAAUAGUCUACCCUUCACAUCCAUAUUUCUCCAAUUUAGAGAUAAGGGUGUCUUAUGGAACUGUAUCAGAGGCCUUACAGAAGUCCAGGUGGGUAACAUCAGUUGAUCUUCCCUUAUAAACUGAUAUAGUCACUGUGUCAUAGAAGGCUACCAGAUUUGUGAGGCACUAUUUGCCCUUAUGCUAAUUACAGGGGGGUGGGGGAGAAGAAAAAAAAAAAAAAGAAAAGAAAAAAAGGUGAAUACUUAUAUGAGAAAAACAGCAACUUUUAAGGAUUGGAGUUUAUUUACAUUACACAAAUUACAGACUUGCAGGGUGGUAGUUACAAAUAAGUCUGUAGAAAAGAACAAUCAGGCUGACAUUUAAAGAUGUGUUGUUUUUUUAAGUACAAGGCAAGCGCCAAACUCAGUUGGGCUUGACAGAAGGGGAAGAUUUUUGCCAGUUUUGCCUUACCAUUCCUGCAGCUGUGAGACUUAUUAACUAAUGAGCUGCAUAUUACUUCUUGGUGCUGUUUACUCAGUUACCCAUAUUGCUGAAAGCUUUUCAUGUGGUAAUGUGGAAUAACGAGGAAGGCUGACUAUCUGCAUGCAAGAGAUCUUGGUAUCCUCUUGAAGUGUGUUACUGACAAUUGAAAAUAAUGAGGCCCUGCAGAAAUUCAAGAGUCAAGGUACUUCAGCGGAGUCUCUUUGUGAUGAUGUUGUAUCUGUCCUCACUGUGCUCUGUGAGAAGCUCCAGGCUGUCAUAAACGACAAUCGACAACUUCAACUUCUUUAUUUGGAGUGCAUCCUCUCCAUGUUAAACAGCUCCUCUCCAAGCAUGCACCAGCACAAAGGAUUCACUGAUCUAAUAUGGAAGCAACUGUGUCCAGCCCUCAUAGUAAUCCUGGGAAAUCCAAUCCAUGACAAAACUAUCACAUCUGCCCACAGCAACGUCUGUCUAGAAGCUGAUUCACCUUCCUCGGGGGUCUCUGAUCAUGGCCGGGGUUCAGGCUGUUCAUCCACAGCGCCUGCCCUUAGCGGGCCUGUUGCACGGACCAUAUACUAUAUUGCUGCAGAACUGGUUCGACUGGUGGGGACAGUGGAAUCCAUGAAGCCUGUGUUGCAGUCUCUCUAUCACCGGAUCUUGCUUUAUCCACCACCUCAGCACCGGGUAGAAGCCAUCAAAAUUAUGAAAGAGAUACUUGGCAGUCCUCGGAGGCUUUGUGAUUUGGCAGGGCCCUGCUCUUCAGAGUCAGAAUCCAGGAAGAGGUCUAUUUCUAAAAGAAAGUCCCAUCUGGAUCUUCUCAAGCUUAUCAUGGAUGGGAUGACAGAAGCAUGCAUCAAGGGUGGUAUUGAAGCAUGUUAUGCUUCAGUGUCCUGCGUAUUCGCCCUGCUUGGAGCACUGGAUGAGCUAAGCCACGGCAGGGGUCUUAGUGAGGAACAGGUCCAUCUGCUCCUCCGAUGCCUGGAAGAAUUGAAAGAUGGGACUGAGACAAGCAGAGACUCCAUGGAGAUCAAUGAUGCUGACUUCAGGUGGCAGAGGCGCAUUCUAUCCUCAGAAAAUCCUGCCUGGGAAUCAGGAAAUGAGAAAAGUCCUGAUAUUAGCAUUAGUGUUACAACAGACACUGGUCAGACCACUUUGGAAGGAGAUAUGGGACAGACAACUCCAGAGGAUAAUCUGGAAAGUCAAAAAAACUCACUGCCAUCUCCAGCUGGGCAUGAAAGCAAAGAGAUUCAUUAUAGAGAACCAGAGUCAGAAACCAUUGACCAGCCAGACGUUGUUCAGAGAAGCCACACCAUAGUCUAUCCAGAUAUAACUAACUUCUUAUCAGUUGAUUGCAAGACCCGGUCUUACGGAUCCAGGUACAGUGAAAGUAACUUCAGUGUAGACGACCAGGAUCUUUCUAGGACUGAGUUUGAUUCAUGUGACCAGUAUUCCAUGGCAGCAGAGAAGGACUCUGGACGGUCAGAUGUUUCGGACAUAGGCUCUGACAAUUGCUCCCUGGCUGAUGAGGAGCAGACACCUCGGGACUGUCCAGGUACCAGGUCCUUACGUACUGCAGCUCUCUCUCUAAAGUUGCUGAAAAACCAGGAAGCAGACCAGCACAGCGCACAGCUCUUCAUCCAGUCACUUGAAGCUCUUCUUCCUCGGCUCAUAGCUCUCCCCAGCAUAGAGGAGGUGGAUACAGCACUGCAGAACUUCUCUUCAGCUUUUUGCUCAGUUAUUCACCUUAUCCACGCCCCCAAAGUGACGUCAGUGGAAAGUCCGAGAAGGCAGCAGCACAGAACUUUCAAACCCUCACGAGGUACGAUGCACUCACCAGGAUUUGAAGGAAACCCAAAUUUCAGCUUCCAAACUCUGAUGAAUGCAGACAGUCUCUACAUGGUCUCUCAUUAUACUCUGCUGCUAAACCUAAAAUUGGCCAACUCAGAUUACUACAGGAAGAAGCCUCCCCAAGCUCCUGUGUUGCUGAAAGAGUUCAUGAAGCAGGUCCAGUCCAGUGGAGUGCUGAUGAUAUUUUCCCAAGCCUGGGUUGAAGAACUGUACCACCAGGUACUAGAAAGGAACAUGCUAGGGGAAGCUGGAUACUGGGGAAGCCCUGAAGAACACAGCCUUCCACUUAUCACCAUGCUGACUGAUAUCGAUGGCUUGGGAAGCAGUACGGUUGGUGGCCAGUUGAUGGCAUCUGCUUCAGCUCAAUCUCCUCUUUCCCAGAAUCAGAAGACAGACGAUUCUGUUGUUGCAGGAGUUGCUUUUGCCCGAUACCUCUUAAUUGGCUGUUGGAAGAACUUGAUUGACACUUUGUCCACACCGCUGACUGGUCGCAUGGCAGGCAGCUCCAAGGGGCUGGCAUUCAUCUUGGGAGCAGAAGGAGCCAAAGAGCAGAACCAAAAGGAGAAGGACUCCAUAUGUGUGAGCCUGGAUGGACUGAGGAGGGCAGCCCGCCUGAGCUGUGCUCUAGGAGUUGCUGCUAACUGUGCAUCUGCUCUUGCCCAAAUGGCUGCUGCGUCCUGUGUCCAAGAAGAGAAAGAGGAAAAAGAAAUCCAAGAGCCCAGUGAUGCUAUAGCUCAAGGCUGUAUACCUUUAUCACCACCAUAUAAAGAAGCAAAUGUUUGUUUAAAAGCUGGAGACAGCAAUGUUCUUUCUGGUUUUUGUGCUGCAGUGAAACAGAAAGUGGAGCAGAAACUGGAGCAGAUGGGGAAAGUGCAGGGAGUUUGCCUACACACUGCUCACGUUUUGUGUAUGGAUGCAGUCCUGAAUGUGGGCCUGGAGAUGGGAAGCCACAAUCAAGACUGCUGGCCUCAUGUGUUCAGGGUGUGUGAGUACAUCAGCACUCUGGAGCACACCCACUUCAGUGAUGGCACCUCCCAGCCCUGCCUUACCAUCACCCAGUCACAGCAGGCACCUGGAGGCCCACACUCAGACACUGAGCUGGGAGACGCUCCUCAGGAACAGACCCCUGAGCAGGAGACCACCCUCAGCAGCAAUCCUGUCAUUCAGCCAGUUUCCAUCCAGGAACUCGUCAAGGAGAGCAGUAAAGGCAGAGCUUUCGACUUCCGUGGAGGCAGCCUGCUGUGUGGGACCAGUGCUGCCAAGGCUGUUCUCACACUCUCUACACAAGCUGACAGGCUCUUUGAAGAUGCUGCUGAUAAGUUAAAUUUGAUGGCACUGGCAGGCUUCCUUUACCAGCUCAAGAAGGCUUCUCAGGCCCAGCUUUUCCAUUCUGUCACAGAUACAGUUGAUUACUCCCUAGCAAUGCCAGGGGAAGUAAAAUCCACCCAGGACAGGAGAAGUGCGCUUCACUUGUUCCGACUUGGUGAUGCCAUGCUCAGAAUCGUGAGGAGUAAAUCCCGCCCACUGCUCCACCUCAUGCGCUGCUGGAGCCUGGUGGCACCUCACCUGGUGGAGGCUGCCUGUCACAAGGAGAGGCAUGUGUCUCGGAAGGCUGUCUCCUUCAUCCACGACAUCCUUACCGAAGUGCUGACAGACUGGAAUGAGCCUUCUCAUUUUCACUUUAAUGAGUCACUUUUCCGCCCCUUUGAGCGUAUCAUGCAGCUGGAGCUGUGUGAUGAGGAUGUGCAAGACCAGGUGGUCACCUCCAUAGGAGAGUUGGUGGAAAUGUGUUCUACCCAGAUCCAGUCAGGAUGGAGACCCCUGUUCAGUGCCCUGGAAACAGUUCACAGCGGCAAUAAGUCAGAGGUUAAAGAGUACCUUGUAGGAGAAUACUCUAUGGGGAAACGCCAGGCCCCGGUGUUUGAUGUCUUUGAAGCAUUUCUAAACACAGACAGCAUCCAGGUCUUUGCCAAUGCCGCCACCAGUUAUAUUAUGUGCCUUAUGAAAUUUGUGAAAGGACUGGGGGAAGUAGAUUGUAAGGAGAUGGGUGACUGUGUGCCAGGAUCAGGAUCAGCAUCUACAGACUUGUGCCUUCCCGCGCUUGAUUACCUCAGGAGAUGUUCUCAGUUGUUAGCCAAAAUCUACAAAAUGCCCUUGAAACCUAUUUUCCUCAGUGGCCGGCUGAUUAAUAUGCCCCGAAGAGUGCAGGAACAGUCAGCCAGCAGUGAGGAUGGUAUUGAGUGCAUCCUUUCUGACUUUGAUGACGACACUGGCCUUAUCAAUGUCUGGAUUAUUCUGCUGGAAGAAUUAACAACCGCCAUAUCCAACUGUCCCCGCCAGCACCAACCUCCUACUCUGGAUCUGCUCUUUGAAUUGCUGCGGGAUGUUGCCAAGACACCUGGCCCAGGAUUUGGCAUUUAUGCAGUUGUACAUCUUCUUCUUCCUACGAUGUCCCUUUGGCUCCAUCGCAGCCAUGGUGACCAUUCUUACUGGGAUGUGGCAUCUGCUAAUUUCAAGCAUGCCAUUGGCCUUUCUUGUGAACUCGUAGUGGAGCACAUUCAAAACUUCAUACAUUCAGAUAUUGGUUAUGAAAAUAUGAUCAAUACUAUGCUAAAAGACCUUUUCAAGUUGCUGGUCGCCUGUGUAGCAGAACCAACAGAAAUUAUUUCCAGAGUUGGCUGCUCUUGUAUCAGGUAUGUAUUAGUGACAGCAGGACCUGUUUUUACUGAAGAGAUGUGGAGGCUUGCAUGUUGUGCCUUGCAGGAUGCAUUCUCUGCCACUCUGGAGCCAGUAAAGAACCUAUUGGGCUAUUUCCACAGUGGUUCUGAAAGCUUUAGUGGAGACGCCUGCGAAGUGAAGGUGGCAGCCCCCUCCCUCUCACCGAGUGCUGAGGCUGAAUAUUGGAGAAUCAGAGCCAUGGCACAACAGGUCUUCAUGCUGGAAACUCAGUGCUCCCCAAAGACCCCUAGCAACAAGGAAGGGUUCGAACAUGCCCAGUCAUGUGUGCUUGUCAUUGACCUGCCACCAGAUAAGAAACCAAAUGGGCAUACCCAGAGAAGGAAGCUGGGUAUUCCUUUCAGGACAAUAGUGGUGAGCUUGCUGUCACACCAAGUACUGCUCCAGAAUUUGUAUGACAUCUUACUGGAAGAAUUCAUCAAAGGCCCAUCUAACUUAGAGGAGAAAAUGACAAUACAAGUACCAGAAAACAAGUUGGCUGGUUUUCUCAGGUACAUCUCCAUGCAAAACUUGGCUGUCAUCUUUGACUUACUGCUGGACUCCUAUAGAACAGCCAGAGAGUUUGACACCAGGCCUGGGUUGAAGUGCUUGCUAAAAAAAGUGUCUGGCAUUAGUGGAGCUGCCAACUUGUAUCGCCAGUCAGCGAUGAGCUUCAAUAUUUACUUCCAUGCUUUGAUUUGUGCUAUCCUGACAAACCAGGAGAACAUCACUGCAGAGCAAGUGAAGAAGAUCCUCUUUGAGGACGAUGAGAGAAGCACUGACUCAUCACAACAGUGCUCUUCAGAAGACGAAGACAUUUUUGAAGAAACUGCCCAGGUCAGUCCCCCUCGGGGAAAAGAGAAGAGACAGUGGAGGGCUCGAAUACCAUCUCUGAGUGUACAGCCUGUCAGCAAUGCAGACUGGGGAUGGCUGAUCAAGCGGCUUCAUAAGCUCUGUAUGGAACUGUGCAACAACUACAUCCAGAUGCACCUAGACCUGGAGAAUAACGUAGAGGAGCCUCCAGCGUUCAAAGGCGACCCAUUCUUCAUUUUACCAUCCUUUCAUUCAGAAACCUCCACCCCGUCAACUGGAGGGCAGUCUGGGAAGGACACUCCAUCAGAAGAUGACCGGAGUCAAAUAAGGGACCAACUGGGAGACAGCCUAACACCACGAAGUGGAGAAAUGCUGCUACUACCCCCACUCUCAAGUCCUAAACCAGAGAAAAAAGAACAAACCAGGAAAAAAGAAUGGUGGGAGAGCGCUGGCAACAAGAUCUACACCAUAGCCACUGACAAAACCAUCUCUAAGUUCAUGACAGAAUACAAAAAAAGAAAGCAGCAGCAGGCCAUGACAUCCUUCACCAAAGAGGCCAAAGUGGAAAAGAAAGGGGAGCUCCUGGGCUCCAGAGGGCAGGACUCACCCGUACUCCAGAGGCCACAACAUCUUAUAGACCAAGGUCAAAUGAGGCAUUCAUUCAGUGCUGGCCCAGAGAUCCUGAGACAAGAGAAGAGACCACGCUCAGGAUCCACAGUCAGCUCUCUGAACAUAUCUGUUAGGGAUGCAGAGGCCCAGAUACAGGCAUGGACCAACAUGGUGCUGACAGUUCUCAAUCAGAUUCAGGCCCUGCCAGACCAAACUUUCACAGCCCUCCAGCCAGCAGUGUUCCCAUGUAUCAGCCAGCUGACUUGCCACGUGACUGAUAUCCGUGUCCGUCAGGCAGUACGGGAAUGGCUGGGAAGAGUGGGCCGUGUGUACGAUAUCAUCAUGUAAACUAGCUGUGCUCUGUUGCAAAGGGGAGAAGACAGCCAAGACAUAAUAGCAAAGAGGUAUUUGGGGUUCAUUAACUGCCUAUUUGUUGGUGAUAAAUUAAGAAACAAUGAGCUUGUUGAUGUAUUUCCCCUAUCCACUUGAGACUGUGCGUUCCUCACUCAUACUAGCAGAGGAGGUGAAGCAUGAAUGUGCCCGGGGGGGUCUGGAAUGACCCCAGAAUCUGCCAGUAAAUCAGGCUGGUACCUAAAGUCAAAAUACAUUUCAGUAACCUUCAUUUUAAUUCAAAUUUACAACAGUGGGAGCCACAUCAAACUCUAGGUAAACAUCCACCCUUCUAAUUAGCUAUGAAUGGGACCAUCAAGCCAGGCAAGCAAGACCUAUAUAACUAAAAAUAACUAAAAAGGUAGCACUUGUUCAGAGUAACCUUUUCCAUUCAGAAAUUAGCAUGAAGGAGGAAAGCCAGAUAAAGAUUACUACAAUACUGUAUGCCUUGCUAACUGAAGAAAGUUGAAAUUUACUUUGUUCUGAGAAGAGCCUUUGAAAUCUGGUCAUGUUCAGGGUAGCAAGUGAUUAUUAAAGAAUCCCAGGUCUUAAACUGGUGAACCAAGCACAGGCUAUUCAUCCUUUCAUUACCCUUGUGGAGUAAUGCUUGGGGAAAAAGAAAAAAAAGGCCCUGUCAGCCUGCCUUCUCUACAGCACCACCCUGGCUACUUCAGCUAUGACCACAGGUGAUCAUUUUUCCACACAUAUAAUUUCCCUGAAAGGCUACAGGGAAGUCUGUUUUGCUGUUUCCUCUGAAGCUGGAGGGAAAAACACACCACAGAGGAAAGUUACAGUAAGUCUACAUGCCCGUAUCCAGCACUCACAACAGAGUGAAGUGUUCCUCCAGUUCAAGCAACACUGCAGCUGAGCUGACUUUAGCAUCUUCUAGAACUACUGUAGCCAGGACCCUUACACUGAACUUAGCCUAUCACUCUGUGUUGAAGUUAAUCAAGAUGGAAAAUAGUCUGUUCCUCUCCCCUUUCUCAUCUGCUGCAGUAAACAGGGAGGGAACAGAGCCUUAGAUAGGUACAUUCUCCCUGUGUGCAGUGCUUCUAUAAGGACUACUACAAUCUGCCAAUAUUAUUAACAGAGGGAGAAGUGGAAGGAAGGACUGACUGCUGUACUGUCAAAUACAUAUGUGAUGAUGUUCACACUGGACACAGCUAAGGGUUACUUUGCUUCACAAAUUAUGUCACAGCCCCUGGGACUUGUACUCCUAUACUACAUCAUUUGUUGAUUAGCUGUUUAAAUAAUUCGUCAGAACUAAUUUAAUCUUGAGUCAUCCCUCAAUGAUGUUCUCCCAAGACUUUUAAAAUAUGCAUACCAACUGAAUAUACAGCUUUGGUCCCUGCAUCCUCAAAAAAUAUCAUCUUUUUACAUCAGUCCUUGACUUUGCACAACUAACUGUUUUUAGCAUCUUGAACCUAAAAAAGUAGAGGGUCAGUCAAAAAAAGACAUGCUGAAUAGCCAUCACCCUAGCUGAUGUGUUUACUAAGAGCCUGCCACUGUCAUCCUGCCUUUGCCCUUCAUCACCCACUCCCUAUUUGCCAACUGCUAGAUUUUUGUGUGGGGACUACUUUGUCCUGUACUACUGUGCAGUGUUAGUCACACUGUUUCUCAGAACUUCACUUGCAGAAUUAUUCCAGGAACACCAAAAAUUCCAUAAAAACAACUUGUUCUUUUAUAAAUAAGUAAUUUAAUAUUAUUUUCAAUUGUCUGUUUUCCCAACAGAUGGAAUACUUCCUUGGGGACAGAUGAGAUUUUAUACCAAGCCCUUAGUAUAUUGUUAGAUUUUUGUUGCCAUGUCUUUCUUACACAUCUUUAGGUUGAGUAAAAUGUGGUUAUAUUUUGUUAAUCUUUUUAUUUGGCAUCUAUACAGAACUGCUUUUAAAGCAGGACAUUAAUUAGGCAACAGCCAGAAUCAGAAUGAAUACCUGCAUGCAAGGACACUCAAAUGUGCUAUUUUUCAUUAUGCGUUCAUUUCAGGGAUUGAGCUCUUCACUGUGCUUACCUAAAACUGAAGCAAAUCCUUGAUUUAUGUUGGAGAAGUAAAACUGAUAACAGUACCAAGGUAGUCACUCAGGAUUCCAGAAGGGGGCCUGUUAUCUAGAAAACACCAUGGUUACACAUUACCUGUAAAUCAGAAAGAGAAGCUCUAGGAAUGAAAAGGCCUGCCCCCAACCAAGCACCUGAACACAGCACAGCCCAGUGUUACCUGCUUAGCUAGCUGCUUGACCAAAGCACUGCUGUAUUGCAAUGCAUUUUAAACUUCUCCUUCCAAAUUAUGCACUAAGUGCCCAUUGUCACCCUCAGUGCCUCUCUUUGCCCAUACAACCCCCCCUUAGGAAACCAUAUGAGGACACAAGAAACUGCAUCAUUCCAGAAAUAUCAUGUAAAAGGAUGGGAGGAGCACAAAAUACUCUCUUGUAGCAGCAGGCUUUAGGUGAGCAAUGUUUAGCAGGUGUUGCUCUUCCUUUUCCUUCUGUAUGAAAUGGUAAGCAGGUGAGGACAGCUUACUGCUACUUCAGGAGCUAUCAAUCUGAGAGCAACCUGUGGAGUUGGUUCAUCUGGUUCUUUUUCACUAGUUUAGCCAUAGACAUUAGACAAAGUAGUAAAAUGCUGAGUGUGAAGUCACCAUUUUGUAGGCCUGUGUCCUCUGCUCCAUUCAUACUUUGGACUGCUUGGCCUAAAGCUGCCAGCACAGGGCUUGCAGGCCUCACAGUGCAAGCUUCCUGCCCAGAGAAGGAACUUGCACAGAUCGGUUCCAGGGAAGAGUAUUGGCACUAGCCCCCAGCUCUGACCACCCCAAGCACAUCCAUCAGCACAAAGCAGCCCUCCACACAUCUUUCUCACAUAACACUUUCUGAUUCUUACUUAUAGCCCCGUAGCCCAAUGUGCAAGGCAACAGCGGCAUAGAACCAACUACUGUUGAAUCAGAACAUUUAUCUCCUGGUUAAUGUGCUUUUAUUAAUUCUCUCCUAGGAUAGACACUUACUUUAGAAUAAUUGACAUCAUUCAGCAUCCAGAAAAAAUUAUUAGGGGAAGGGUUACAAAGACCCGGGCAGAACUUUUCUUGUAAAACACCAAACACAGGAACACAGCUUUUGUCUCAUCACAGAUAAAACAAUACACUUCUUCCUGAGUAUAGCCAGCUUCUGUUGAGGACAAGCAGAGUUUUCACUCGUGGCUUGACCCAGCAAGGUACUUUGCCUUUAAUUCGAGCUUCAAGAUCUGUUUAAUUUUACUGUAAAAUUCACUGAUGAAUCCUCAUUUGCCCAAGAGGUAAUUCCCACCUCUAAAUACCAUACCAUAUGUAAUCUCCAUUUGCUCUGAAUAUAGUGGUAUACCAGUGAUGGUAUCUCCACUUCAGAACUCAGUGCAGGACCACUAUGAAACUUGAGCAUCGAACACACUAACAAGUAGAGAGGUCCGGCUGUGCGUGCUGCCUGCAUUUGCCAUCUCCUGCUACAGCUUAGGCCCACUCUCAGACUGCCCAAGCUAUUGUUAUUAGUGGGAAUAUCUAUGCUCUGGACUCAGUCCUUGAAUCUUUCAACUCCUGCAUAGAAGUCAACAAGUUCUCAGGAAGGGGAAAGUCCUGUAUAGUUCCUGCUAUCGCUUUCUCUGUUGUGGUCCUUUAUACAAAUCACUCCUGAAAAUCCACAAAAGCCAGCACACAUUCCUGUGCAUCACAGUGCCCCCAGACUAGAACUAGAACCUGCACUCUUGCACAGAUCCAGUUUUAAUGUGCAAGAAGCCAACCAUAGCAAGCCUUCAUUGCUAACCAGCUCUCGUGUACAAGCUUAGUUGGAAACUGAGCAUGCAGAAUUUAGCUGUUUUCACUUCUAGCAACCCAUUCUAGAAAUGCUAUUACUCAGUGAUAAACUGUUUUUAAUUCAACAAAUUCAACAAAACCAACUUCUUUCCCGUGUCUUAUUUCUGUGAGGGUAUGAUAAGAUUAUGCUUAAGCAAGCAAUUUAAUCAAUAUUCUGGUUAUAAUCACUCUUGGGAAGAUCUGUUUAUACUGGUAAGCAUGGCAUAUGAAAUUAGACAGAUAGAUCAUUGAUCUCUUUUCCCUCAAUUUCUGAUAAUUCAACACUUCUUUGAAGAAAUGAUGCAAUACCAUCAAUUUAAAAUAUAUAUAUAUAUACCUUCUCCUUCAGUAUAAAAGGACCAACUUACCACAUCACAGAAGCACAAAUGUUGGAUUUUAUGCAAUGUAGAUAACAUCUGGCAGCUAUUGACCCCUCUUCUCUGAGCCUCCCCAUUUUGAGCAGAGCUUCUGUAGGGAUACAACUUAAGGGUCUAUCAGCAGCCCUCACCAGCAACGUGCCUGGGUCUCCAGGAAGUUGUACAGUUGCAUGGAAGAAAUCUCACCUCCUCUUUGUGUUGUUUCCACUACUGCCCCUUUAUAUGUGGUACUCACUACAGUUUCAUUUCACACUAAACAGCUUUGGACAAACAUGACAGGCUGGCUAUUUAGACAGAAAAUAACAAAGCACUUAGCCUAAGUAUGCACCGUUCUUUUCACUUAAUGCUGAGAGGUCCAAGUUAAGAACCAGGAACAGAGGGAAGGGGAAAUGCCCUAAUUCUGACUGUGGAUAUCAGUGGAGCUACACUGCAUGAUCCUGGAUUAAUGCAAUAAUGAGCUUGCCUGUGGGACCAGAUCCCUCAAAUCCUCUUUAUUUUUGGCAAAUUCACAAGCAAAGGUUUGCUUACUCUCCCCUGCCACAUCAUUUCAGGGAACUGGGGUUAUAGAAGACAUUUUUUGUUAAGAAAAAGUGGCAGGAGGAUCUAUUUCAAUUCUUGCAAAUCAACAUCCCACUUAUCAGAAAGUAGUUACAUAUUUCUAUCCAUGGAGCAUUAAGGCCUUAUUUCCUUUUCACACCUUUGCUUAGCAUAGUCUGUGGUGAAAUACCGUGCUUCCACAGGAAGCAAACUGAAGCAGGAGAGCUUCAGGGACAAAUACCACCCCCGCAGUCAGGCCACAACUCCUGAGCCUCCAGCUCUGUGGAAGAAAGCAUGAUUUGAUACCAAAGGGAGAGCAGCCAGGAAGGGCCGAGCCACGUCGUAGCAGAGUCCUGCACUGCAUACCAUUUCAAGGGGCAGAUGGAAGCAAGGGGUGUGAAAGUACGAAGUGACAGCAGGGAGCACCUUCUUUUAGCUCCCUUCACCUUCCCCUUCCCCACCUCCAUUUUUGUCAUUAUUUACAAUACCAUAAACUUACUUCCACGGGCCCUCUGACCAGAGCUGAAAACUGAUAGAAAGCCAAAGGGAGUAGACACUCCAUUUUGCCAAAGAUCUGAUUAUUCCUAUUCCAAAAUAAAAAGCAAAUUCUAUUUCCGUGAUGAUGGCUGCCAUAGAAAGCAUUUUACUACAAAACAUUAUUCCCAGGAUUUCAUCUCUAUAGCUGUAUAUUCAGGAGGAGCCACUAAUGUUUUUAAGAGAGACUGUGAACGUCUAGAGUUCUUACACUGGAUUUACCUUCUACAGAGUUCAUACCUAGCUGCAGUUCCCCAGUUUCAUUCAUGUUUCCUCCCUCUACCUUUCUCCUAUUCUUUGGAAAAACAUCUUCCUAUAUCUGCUGCGUUCCGUUGUGCUGCUUUGUUUGGUUCUUCAGUGUCCAUUGGUCAGGAAGUCACUGUAAGCUGGCUUGCAAAUUGUAUUUUGUGUAUAUUUUGGUCAGACUGAAUUCUGAAAUGGAAAUAUUUUAAAACAAACAAAAAAAAAUUAUAAACUAUUUAUGUUGCUUGUGUUGUAGAAUAAAGAAGCAAAUGCAAAAUAA
This is a messenger RNA of Gallus gallus (chicken), 13857 nucleotides long. It is a transcript of the gene ARFGEF3, whose product is annotated as ARFGEF family member 3. Gene Ontology annotation, biological process: regulation of ARF protein signal transduction. The transcript is spliced from 31 exons. The record is from RefSeq and is a predicted model, not a curated record. Gene Ontology annotation, molecular function: guanyl-nucleotide exchange factor activity. Bases 2028 to 8033 code for a protein of 2001 amino acids. NCBI's taxonomy places the organism in Eukaryota, Metazoa, Chordata, Aves, Galliformes, Phasianidae.